Cephus cinctus (wheat stem sawfly) is the source of this 11381-nucleotide messenger RNA. RefSeq lists its product as uncharacterized. Gene Ontology annotation, biological process: peptide catabolic process; proteolysis. Gene Ontology annotation, cellular component: cytoplasm. NCBI's taxonomy places the organism in Eukaryota, Metazoa, Arthropoda, Insecta, Hymenoptera, Cephidae. Gene Ontology annotation, molecular function: peptide binding; metalloaminopeptidase activity; zinc ion binding. Bases 72 to 11276 code for a protein of 3734 amino acids. The record is from RefSeq and is a predicted model, not a curated record. The transcript has 36 exons.
AGCCAAUCUUAUAAAAUAGGUUGCAACACCCAGUGGUCCUAGGACCACUAGGCAACCUCACAUCUGACAGUAUGCAGUUCUCCUGGAGCCAAAUCCUAGUGACUGCCUUCGUGGUGAUACUUGGCCCUACCAGAACAACAUCUAAUUUGGUGGAAAAUUUUGACGAUCAUCAUCAUGCAUUACUCAGAGUUGAUAACGACGACAAAGUCAUCGAUUAUAGAUUGCCAACCACCUUAUCGCCUGAAAGUUAUACGGUCCUACUGACACCGUACUUCAAUAAUUUCACAUUUGAUGGCGAUAUUUUAAUUAUAGUAAACGUCAUCAAUGACACUGAUACAAUAUCAUUGCAUACAAAGGAUUUGGUCAUCAAUCAAAUUCAGAUCAAUAACACAGCUGGUGCUACGUUACCAGUUGCUGGAACCCAAUGGGAUUCUGUUACUGAAAUUCUGACAAUCAGCCUCAACAACACUUUGUCAUCAGGCACGUCAAUUUACGUGGGGAUGACUUUCGUCGGGACACUGAAUGACGACAUGGUCGGAUUUUAUAGAAGUUAUUAUACCGAUGCAAAUGGAAAUACUGUUUGGAUCGCUGCCACUCAAUUUCAACCGACCCAUGCCAGACAAGCUUUUCCCUGCUUUGACGAACCUAAUUACAAAGCAACGUUUAGAAUUAGCAUCAACAGGCCUGAAGAACUUCAUGCACUGAGUAACAUGCCGUUAAGGAGUUCAAGUGCAGUAAGGGAUGGACGCAUUACGGAUGCCUUCGACGAAAGUGUCCCCAUGUCGACGUAUCUUGUCGCUUUUAUUGUUUCCGACUUUGAGAGCAUAUCUUCUGCAAACGGAAACUUCAGUGUUUGGGCUCGUUCCAACGGCAUAAAUCAAGGAGAAUACGCAUUGUCCUUGGGACCUAAAUUGCUUUCUUACUUCACUAAAACUCUUGGGCAUGAUUAUCCAAUUGAGAAAAUGGAUAUGGCGGCCAUACCUGAUUUUUCAUGGGGCGCCAUGGAGAACUGGGGUCUGAUAACUUAUAGAGAAACAGCAAUGCUGUAUGACGAUGAUCAUUCUUCGUCGGUAAACAAAAUCAGAGUCGCUACUGUCGUUGCUCAUGAAUUAACUCACAUGUGGUUUGGCAAUCUAAUUACAUUAGCUUACUGGGAUCACGCAUGGUUAAACGAAGGCUUCGCUAGGAGAUUCCAGUAUCUAGCUACUGAUUCGGUGGAGUCAGACUGGAAUUUGAGUUACCAAUUUGUAGUGACCAGUCUUCAAAGGGCAUUGCUAUCCGAUGGAUCAUCGUCAGCUCAUGCACUUUCAACUUCCGUUUCAACACGAGCAGAAAUCAAUGCGCAUUUCGAUACUAUCUCCUAUGAUAAGGGUGCUGGAGUCAUUAGGAUGAUGGAACAUAUCCUCGGUCAAUCAAUAUUUUUUACAGCACUCAAUAAUUAUAUCAAAGCAAACAAAUAUGCUAACGUGGUACCUCAAGAUCUUUGGGACGCUAUUCAAGAUCAGGUCGAUGCCCAUGAUAUAUUUUUGGAUAAUCAAAGGAUAGAGACGAUUAUGAAUACUUGGGCUACUCAAAGCGGUCAUCCAGUCGUUAAGGUUGAUUUUGACGAAAAUACAGGAAUUGCCAAAAUUUCUCAACAACGUUUCUUACUGAAGCCAUCCAACACGACUCCUACCAAUGUAACGUGGUGGAUCCCAUUGACGUUCGUCAGUGCGAGCAAUCCUGAUUUUGAAAAUACAACAGUCACACACUGGUUGGGCGAUGAAAGUAGAACUAUUCAGGUUAAUGACGGAGUCGAUGAAUGGAUACUGUUCAACAUUCAAGAACUUGGAUUCUUCCGUGUGAACUACGAUGAGAAAACAUGGAACCGACUAAUCAACCUUCUCAACAGUGAUGACUUCGAAAUCAUUCACGUACUAAAUCGUGCGCAGAUUAUCGAUGACGUUCUUAAUCUUGCCAGAGGAGGUUACAUCGACUAUUCGAUUGCAUUGGAUGCAACUAAAUAUUUAAGAAGAGAAACUAAUUAUUAUUCUUGGAAAGCUUUAUUCAAUGGAUUCGAUUAUCUUACUCAACAUUUCCGAGGGCAAUCUGUCUGGGUUCUUUAUCAAACUCAUCUUCUCAGCAUUAUUGACAAUGUUUAUGUAACUCUUGGCUUCAACGAACGCGAGAGUGAUGACUUUCUUGAUGGCUUGAACAGACAACAAAUUUUAAAAUACGCAUGUAGUUUUGGUCAUCAGGGGUGCAUAUCAAAUUCUGUCAAACUUUUUGCUACAUUCAAAGCGAAUAGUUCGGCGCUAAUCUCAGCUAAUUUACGGGAAGCUGUUUACUGCACGGCGAUAAAACAUGGCGAUGAAAGUGAUUGGAAUUUUCUCUGGAAACGAUACUUGAACGCUAAUGUAGCUGCAGAACAAAGCGUUAUACUGUCUGCACUUGGUUGUACAGAAAAUCCAACAAUCAUUAAGACGUAUCUUCAUUAUGCUAUCCGUAAUAACUCCGGCAUACGGUAUAUGGAUAGUAGUACCGUAUUCGCAGCAGUUUACACAUACGGCGGUGUUGUAGGCCUCGAAACCGUAAUAGACUUUAUCGCAGAAUAUUAUAGAGAAAUGGAAGCAUAUUAUGGAGAUUUAAGCAAAGUAUCCAGCAUUCUUGCUGGUGUGGCAGGAAGAUUAUCAACUUCGAAAUUAAUAGAAAAGUAUGAGAUCUUCGUUGAAACUUACGGUACCAAUUUGUCAUCUAUAGAAAGUAACUUAAAAUCCCAAUUGACAACUGCCAAGCACGACUUGAAUUGGUAUCAUGAAAUUGAAGAGACAAUUGUAAAUUGGUUGACCAAAGAAUACUCUUCGGAAACAAUUGAUUAUCGUUUACCAACGAACAUUAAACCAACUGCGUAUAGAAUUUUGAUGAUGCCCAAUCUCUCGAAUUUCACAUUCAGCGCAACUGUUAAAAUUGUAGCGACUGUUGUCAAAGAGACUAAUCAGGUUGUUUUGCAUUAUUCACCGGAUCUUACUAUAAUUACGUAUACCAUUAUUACUGGGACAAGAACAAUUCCAAUUUUAUCAAGUGUCCAUGAUCCUAUAACUGAAAAGGCUACGUUCACACUGGCUCAAAAUCUAGCAGUUGGAACAAGUAUUACCAUAUCUUUCGAAUACUCAGGAAUUUUGAGGGACAGUAUGGUUGGAUUUUACAGAAGUAGUUACGUAAAUGCAAAUGGUGAAACGAGAUGGUUAGCUGCAACGAAGUUCGAACCCACUCAUGCCAGAAAAGCUUUUCCCUGUUUUGAUGAACCAGCUUUCAAAGCGACGUUUGUUAUUCGCAUACAAAGAACAAAAGAGUAUUCCACUAUCAGCAAUAUGCCAUUUUCUUAUCAAACAAUUUCAGGAUCUUACAUAUGGGACACGUAUAAGACUAGCAUAGAAAUGUCCACGUAUCUUGUGGCUUUUAUAAUUUCUGAUUUUUCUUAUCUGUCCGCCACUACUGGUUACACUUUUGAAUUCAAUGCUUGGGCCAGACCAAAUGCUAUUGAUCAAGCUAAUUAUGCUGUUACCUAUGGACCACAGGCUCUUCAUUACUUUGAACUUCUCUUUAAUCAGCAAUAUCAAAUUGAUAAAAUGGAUAUGGUGGCGAUUCCUGAUUUCGCAGCUGGCGCUAUGGAAAACUGGGGUUUAAUCACUUAUAGAGAAACUCGUAUGUUGUACGAUGAAAAUCAUUCUUCAGUAUCUGCACAACAGGCAGUCGCUGCUGUUAUCACUCACGAAUGUACACACAUGUGGUUCGGAAAUCUUGUAAGCCCCAAAUGGUGGAAUGCACUUUGGUUGAACGAAGCUUUCGCCAGAUACUAUCAAUACAUUGCAACGUCAAAGAUUGAGGUCGGUUGGAAGAUUGAUCAACAAUUUGUUGUUGAACAACUUCAAGUUGUCUAUAACAUUGAUGGACUGGAAUCAUCUCAUCCAAUGACGUAUACUGUUUCAAGUCAAUCAGAAAUUGCUGGAAUAUUCGAUUCCAUUACUUAUGCAAAAGGUGCCAGUGUUGUUAGAAUGACAGAACUCUGUUUGGGUACAAGUAUCUUCAAUGCAGCACUGCAUAAUUAUUUGGAAGCUCAUCAAUACGAUGUGGCCGAACCUGAUGAUCUAUGGGAAGCAAUUCAGAGAGAAGUUGAUAGUAAUGGCCUAGUCCUUGGUAGUACAGUAAAGACAAUCUUGGAAAGUUGGACAACGCAAGCCGGAUUUCCGGUGUUAUCAGUCAAUAUUGAUAACGGAGUUGCUACCUUGAAACAGGAAAGAUAUUUCCUGAGAAAUCUCAAAUCCACUUCCGCUGCUGUUACUUGGUGGAUACCAAUAACGUGGACUUCUGCAAGUAAUGCUAAUUUCAGUAAUACUGCUGCACAAUAUUGGUUCUCCAAUGAAAGUGCAAGUAUUAAUAUCAAUGAUGGAACCGCUGAAUGGAUAAUCUUCAACGUCCAAGAAUCUGGAUUUUAUCGUGUCAAUUAUGACAAUGCAUCUUGGUAUAGAAUUAUUAUGCAACUGGAAAGUGAAAAUUUUGAAGUUAUACAUGAAUUGAACAGAGCGGCCAUUAUCGAUGACUUAUUGAAUCUUGCCAGAGCUGGUUAUCUGGGUUAUGAGGUUGCACUUGAUGGCCUUCAAUACAUAAUCAAGGAAACGAACUAUCUUCCAUAUAAAUCAGCAUUUACGUCUCUUGCUUAUCUAAAUCGACGCUUCGCUGGACAUAGAAAUUACCACAUAUAUGCCUAUCAUAUGCUAAAUCUUAUCGAAGAAACGUAUGACACUCUUGGCUUUAAUGAUAGAGUUGAUGACUCCUGGCUUACCCUUCUCUUAAGACGCGAAAUCCUUGCAUGGGCAUGUCGAUUUGGACAUGAAAAUUGCAUUAGCACGUCGCUCCAGUACUUUGCUAAUUGGAGAGCCAACAGCUCUAGACCAGUUCCCAAAAAUCAGAGAACCGUAGUUUAUAACACGGCGAUCAAAUAUGGCUCAUCGGAUGAUUGGCAAUUCUUAUGGCAAAAAUAUUUGAAUGCAAAUGUCGCCGCUGAACAAACUGUCAUUUUGACAGCGCUCGGUUGCAGUGAGAACGUGACACUGUUGGAAAGGUACUUGUUGUACGCCAUUACGAGUUAUAACGAAAGCGGAAUUCGAAUGCAAGACAGUACUACUGUUUUCACUUCAGUUUACAGUGGUAGUCUUGUUGGAGCAGAAUACGUGCUUGACUUUGUUGCACAAUAUUAUAUAAAAAUGUAUGAAUACUAUGGCAGUUACACCCAGAUCGGCAGUAUUAUCUCAGGAGCUGCUCAAUAUCUUUCUACUGAAGAGCUUGUGAAUAAAUUCGAACUUUUCAUACAAAUUCACCAGAUUAACUUAUCCAGUAUUAUAUCAACCUUGGAAUCAUCGUUGACUUUGGCACAGUACGAACGACAAUGGUCAGAGAAUAACUUGAUUACCAUUAUAACUUGGAUUAAAAACAAAUAUGGUUCUAUGAUCGACGUUACCGAAUCAACGACCGUUACUGUCACUGUAACAAGUUCAGCUGACAGUGUCUCAAGUACCAUAAGUGAUGACAUAACAACAUCCACAGCAACAACACCCGAUGAUAGCAAUGGAACAACUGCAACCACAAACGGCAGCACAACAAAGGCACCUGAUAAUAGCACUGAAACAGUUUUAACCACAAUCGACACCACAACAAAAGCACCCGAUAGCAGCACUGAAACAGCUGUGACCGAUACUACAACCACAACAACAAAUUCUGAUAACACUGAAUCAACCGACGAUUUUGAUAAUACAAUUACUACUCCAUCACCUGCAAGUAAUGAAACUAACAGUGAAGACACAAGCUCUACCACGGACUACAGAUUGCCGACUAAGAUCCUACCAAGCAGAUACGAUAUUUCUGUCAUCCCCUACUUAGAAGAUGGAAACUUCACUUUUGAUGGCACUGUGCAAAUUGGAGCAGUUGUGGCUGAAGCAACGAACACUAUUGUACUUCAUAUAGACCAAAUCACUUACCACGAUGUCACCGUUACGCUUGGUUCAACCACACUUGACAUUGAAAGCAUAUCGAAUUCCACAACCUAUCAUUUCCUAAUUAUAACGCUUAAGUCAACGUUGACAGUUGGUAGCCACAUAACUAUUACAAUCACAUAUCAAGGAACGUUAAAUACCGAGAUGCGAGGAUUUUACAGAAGCUCGUACGUCAAUGCCGCUGGCACAACACGGUGGUUGGCCUCUACGCAUUUGGAACCAGUUGGUGCUAGGAGAAUGUUCCCAUGUUUCGAUGAACCAGCAUUAAAAGCAAUCUUCCAAAUACGUGUAUCCAGACCAAAAGAUUAUGUCGCUGUCAGCAACAUGCCAUUGUCAAGCAGUUCCGCUGCCGUUAACGGUCGCGUCUGGGACACUUUCGAAGAUACUCCAAUAAUGUCCACGUAUCUGGUUGCAUUGAUAGUAUCUGAUUUUAACUAUUUGAUGGAUUCAACGUCGUUCUACAGAGUGUGGGCCCGUAAAAAUGCCAUUAAUCAAGCAGAGUAUGCCUUAUCUAUAAUCGACCCCCUUGUAACCUUCUUCGAAAAUAAAUUGAACCAUGAAUAUCAGUUAUCAAAAUUGGAUAUGGCAGCUCUACCAGAUUUUGCCUCUGGCGCAAUGGAGAACUGGGGCCUUAUAACUUAUAAAGAAACGCGAAUGCUUUACGAUGAAAAUCACUCAUCGAUUAUUGAUAAGCAAAUAAUUGCCAACGUUAUAUCGCACGAAAUUUCUCAUCAGUGGUUUGGUAAUUUGGUCAGUCCACUUUGGUGGAAGUAUCUGUGGCUUAAUGAAGGAUUUGCACGUUACUUCCAGUACCACGCUAUGGCUCAGGUCGAAAAAAAUUGGGGAUUAGAAAAUCAAUUUGUAGUGGAACAACUGGAGGCCUCAUAUGCUACUGACGGUCUCACUUCCAGUCAUCCAAUGACUCAUGACGUGUACACCCCGACAGCAAUCAGAGGAAUCUUCGAUACUAUUUCAUAUGCCAAAGCCGCCAGCGUCAUUCGCAUGGUGGAGAAGACGUUUGGAACAGAAUUAUUUAAUAAUGCCCUACACAAUUACCUCGAAGCUCGGGAAUAUGAUGUUGCCACACCCGAGGAUCUUUUUGAUGCGUUCCAAGCCCAAGUUAAUGCAGCUGGUAUCAAACUGAAUACAACUGUUCAAGAAAUCAUGAACACCUGGACCACUCAGGCUGGCUUCCCAGUUGUGUCUGUUGUUAUUGCGAAUGGCACGGCUACGUUAUCUCAGGAACGUUUCUUGCUUCGCAAUUACGUGAAUUCUCCAAUAAACGUAACAUGGUGGGUACCCAUAACGUGGGCCACGAAAAGUAAUCCUGACUUUAGUACAACGACGCCGAAAUAUUGGUUGAAAGAAGCGACUGGUUCUGUGGUACUGCGUGCUUCGGAUGAGUGGGUCAUCUUUAAUGUUCAAGAAGCCGGUUACUACAGGGUUAAUUACGAUACUGACUCCUGGCAGCGGAUUAUUUAUUUACUUAAGAACGAUGAUUUGGAUAUCGUUCAUGUACUGAAUCGUGCCUCGAUCGUGGAUGAUCUUUUCAAUCUUGGUAGAGCAGGCUACGUGCACUAUUCUACUAUUUUUUCAGCGACACAGUAUUUGACUCGAGAGACCAAUUAUCUGCCAUGGCUGUCUACAUUUAAUGCUCUUGUAUACUUAAAGAGACGCGUGGCCGGCAGACAUCUUCAGGAUCUGUUGCAAAGUCACGUCUUGACCAUCAUACAACCCAACUACGACAGACUUGGUUUUCAUGAUAUCGAUGGUGAAGAUUAUUAUGACAAGUUGCUAAGACCAUACAUACUUAAUUGGGCCUGUGAUUAUGGUCACGAGAAAUGCAUUUCUACUUCGCUGCAAUUGUUUGCUGCGUGGCGUGCCAAUUCUUCCGCACCAAUUCCAGUCAAUCAAAGACCCGCAGUCUACUGCACCGCCAUUAAGCAUGGAGCAGCCGAAGAUUGGAAAUUCCUAUGGGAGCAAUAUCUUAAUUCUAAUGUUGCCACCGAAAAGAUCACGAUUUUGAAGGGCUUGGGUUGCAGCCAAAACACUGCUAUACUACACGAUUACUUGAAAUCGGCCAUUACCGAAAAUUCUGGAAUUCGAUUCCAAGAUAGUUCGACUGUCUUUAGUUCAGUCUAUUCUACGGGUAUAACAGGUGCUAAUUACACUUUGGACUUCAUCGAGGAACAUUACAACGACAUGUACGAUUACUACGGAGAUUUCAGCAAAGUCCGAUCGUACCUGAGUGGUCUUUCUCUGCGAUUGUCUACGAAAGAGCUCGUUGAAAAGUAUGCAAGAUUCAUUGACAACCACGGCUCUAAUUUAACGUCGAUCGUAAGGUCAUUACGAUCAUACUUAGCCAGAGCUCAUUACGAACUGAACUGGUACACCGAGUAUUCGCCACAAAUUUACGAAUGGCUCGAUACAGCCUAUCCCAGUAAAAGCCACAGAUUGCCAAGAACAAUUUAUCCAUCGAGUUACGACAUAUUUGUUACACCUUAUCUCGAAGAGGACAACUUUGUCUUCGAUGGCAAAGUUACGAUAAUGAUGACGGUUGCUGAAAACACAUCAGCAAUAAUUCUUCAAGCAAACGAGCUAACGAUAAACAGCAUUAUUGUUUUUAAAAAUUUGAUUUACCCACUUAAAGUAUCUAGCUACACCCUGAACCCAACAACUCAUCGCUUCAACAUUUAUUUGGACAGCACUGUUGUUGCUGGUACAAUACUGUCCGUCUACAUCUCGUACAGUGGUAUUUUGAAUGACGAUAUGACAGGAUUUUAUCGUAGCUCGUAUAGGGACGAAGAUGGUAAAACUCACUGGAUCGCCGCCACACAAUUCCAACCAACCCAUGCUAGAAAGGCUUUCCCGUGCUUCGAUGAGCCAUCUUUUAAAGCUAAAUUUAGUGUCAAUAUAGAGAAAUUAGAGUCUUAUGAAACUCUUAGUAAUAUGCCACUGAGAUGGUAUGAUACGUCAGAUACCCCAGGUCGUAUAUGGGAUGCUUAUGAGGAAACUCCAAUCAUGUCAUCGUAUCUGGUUGCCUUCGUCAUGUUCGAUUUUGAACUGAUGGGGAGCCAUCACGAUUUCAGCAUAUGGGCAAGACCUAACGCCAUUCAGUAUGCCGAUUAUUCGUUUAAAGUUGGUCAGGAAGCUUUAGGAUUUCUAGAAAAUUAUACUGGCGUUGCGUAUCCAUUACCAAAAAUGAGCAUGGUGGCUAUACCCGACUUUGCUUCAGGCGCUAUGGAGAAUUGGGGUCUCGUAACGUAUAGGGAAUACGGUCUUCUGGCAAGUGAUAACGUGACGUCAGCGACAUACAAAAAAUAUAUGACCAACAUAAUUUCUCAUGAGCUUGUACACAUGUGGUUUGGUAAUUUGGUAACUUGCGACUGGUGGGACUAUACUUGGCUCAAUGAAGGAUUCGCACAAUAUUUCCAAUGGAUAGUCAGUGACUCUAUUCAACCGGAAUGGAACUUACUCCAGCAAUUUGUCGUCUACCAACUUCAAGUAGCGAUGCAGGCAGAUGCAUCUGCGACGAUUCAUGCUAUGAAUCAUGACGUAUCGUCUCCUGCAGAAAUUUCUAGCGGAUUCGACACAAUAGCUUAUGGAAAAGCCGCCAGUGUGAUCCGUAUGAUGCACCAUGGUUUUGGUUCAAACGUCUUUACUAAUGCCUUGCACAAUUACCUGGUGGAACAUCAGUACAGUACUGUACUACCUGAAUACCUGUGGGACGCCAUGCAAGCUCAAGUUGAUAAAUACCCAGUAUCGGAUGAGUUCGAUGUUUCUGUAUCUACGAUCAUGAACUCUUGGGCAAGUCAAUCCGGUAUGCCACUAGUUCAUGCCACCUUGGACUACGGAGGACUGACUCUGUCACAGGAACGCUUCAUGUUUAACCGCAGCCUGUCUUCGUCGUAUAAUUAUACGUUCUGGAUCCCAAUAACGUAUACAACAGCUUCCAGUCCGAAUUUCGAGACAACAACGACAAGAGAUUGGUUCUAUAAAACGGAAUCGAUCUUCGAUGUAGGAAUGCCCGAUGAAUGGUACAUUUUAAACAUCCAGCAAGUUGGCUAUUACCGAGUGAAUUAUGACGAAACCAAUUGGGCGCGUUUGAUAGCUGUACUCAAAAGUAAUCAAUAUCAAAUAAUUCACGAGAUGAAUCGUGCGCAGAUCAUCGACGAUCUUUUGAACUUGGCUAGAGGAGGAUACGUUGACUACAGUCUUGCGUUGAACGCGACUGAAUAUCUGGCAAAGGAAUCGAAUCAUCUUCCUUGGAAAGCACUUUCCAAUGGUAUCGCUUAUUGGACGUAUCGCUUUGAGGGACAUUUGAUCAAGAGUACCUUCGGUAAAUACAUUCUCGAAAUUAUUGAUAAAGCUUAUCAAGAUCUUGGCUUCGAAGAUUCCGAGGACGAAGGCCAAUUAGAACAAUUGAACAGACAGCUCAUUCUCAAAUGGGCAUGUCAAUAUGGGCAUAAAGAAUGUAUUGAGAGAUCGAAAGAAUUAUUUGCGGCUUGGCGUGCUGAUAACACGAAAUGGAUAAGUCCCAAUGCCAGACCAACUGUCUACUGUGCAGCAUUGAAAUAUGGUUCUCACGAGGACUGGUUGUUCCUGUGGAAUCAAUAUUUAAAAUCGAAUUUUCAAUCCGAACAAGUAGUCAUUUUGAAUGCACUUGGUUGUACGCAAAAUAAAACGAUACUUGAAAACUACCUAAGCAUCGCCAUAGCCCCGGAUAAUGUUAUUCGAAAACAAGAUAUUUCAACUGCCUUUUCUUCGGUCUACACAGCUGGUCAAUUUGGAUUGGAAGCAACACUUAAUUUCCUUUAUGAGCACUAUACCGACGUAUACAGUUAUUACAACACGUGGAGUAGCGUUGGCAGCUUAUUCUCCAGUGCUGCCGCAUAUAUUUCAACUCAAGAACAAAUAGAAACGCUGGAAGCCUUCAUCGCUGCUAAUGAAAAUAACAUUGUGGAAAUCAUCGCAACCCUAAAUUCAGCAGUUAGCACAGCUAAAAUGAAUUACCAAUGGUUUGAAAGCAGCUCGCCAGAUAUAUUAGCUUGGUUGGAAUCGCGAAGUCAUGCCAACGAGGAAAUACCGGCACAACCCGAUAUAGAAGAAAGUGGGCUCAGUCGCAACACGCAAUUCAUAUUGAUAUCACUGUUAACGUUAUUAAUGGUAAUAAUAUUGGUAACAUUGAUUUGCGUAAUAAUUUACUGUAGAAGAAAGCGACGAUUCACAAAGAAAAUAGUUAAAUAACAAUAAUUACUGAUAUCAUGACUUGUGAUAUUCAAAUUUCGCAUAUAGCAUACAUAUGUAAAUAUAGUAUACUAACUUGAUUUUAAUAAAGCUCAAUCAAGUAUC